AUGGGCAACGAUGUAUUGAUUGAUCGAUCCACCAACAUUGUGGUGAUUCAGAUCUUCGAGUACAAUGGAAGUGCGGUUGUGGCUAUGGUGGGUAAGAAUUGCUUCGCUAUAGCAAGUGAUCGGAGACUUGGUGUUCAAUUACAAACCAUCGCUACCGAUUUUCAGAGAAUCUCAAAGAUUCACGAUCAUCUCUUCAUCGGUCUUUCCGGUCUCGCCACCGAUGUCCAGACACUGUACCAGCGACUCGUAUUUCGUCAUAAGUUAUAUCAGCUUCGGGAAGAGAGAAACAUGAAGCCAGAAACUUUCGCUAGUCUUGUAUCUGCCGUUCUUUAUGAGAAAAGAUUUGGUCCAUACUUGUGUCAACCUGUGAUUGCUGGAUUGGGAGAGGAUAACAAGCCCUUCAUUUGUACAAUGGAUUCGAUUGGAGCCAAGGAGUUGGCUAAAGACUUUGUCGUCUCUGGAACUGCUUCAGAAUCACUAUAUGGUGCCUGUGAAGCCAUGUACAAACCAGAUAUGGAAGCUGAGGAAUUGUUCGAGACAAUUUCACAAGCACUUCUCUCUUCAGUUGACCGGGAUUGUCUGAGUGGAUGGGGAGGACAUGUCUAUGUUGUAACACCAAAUGAGGUCAAAGAGAGGAUCCUCAAGGGAAGAAUGGAUUGA
Arabis nemorensis is the source of this 660-nucleotide messenger RNA. NCBI's taxonomy places the organism in Eukaryota, Viridiplantae, Streptophyta, Magnoliopsida, Brassicales, Brassicaceae. The record is from the annotation of a GenBank genome assembly.